Molecule: messenger RNA, 2492 nt
Organism: Manacus vitellinus (golden-collared manakin)
Lineage: Eukaryota; Metazoa; Chordata; Aves; Passeriformes; Pipridae
Gene: GOLGA5
Product: golgin A5
Exons: 12
Coding region: 56-2266 (736 amino acids)
Biological process (GO): retrograde transport, vesicle recycling within Golgi; Golgi organization
Cellular component (GO): Golgi membrane; Golgi cisterna
Source: RefSeq, a predicted model, not a curated record
GCAGCAUAUGGUCCCAAAGUUUUAAUUGUACAGACUUUAUCAACAGCCACCCAUCAUGUCCUGGCUUGUUGAUCUCGCUGGAAAGGCGGAGGAUCUACUCAACAGAGUUGAUCAAGGAGCUGCAUCAGCUCUGAGCAAAAAAGACACAUCAAGCAGUGCAGUUUAUGAUAAUAAGAAUUUGAACUCUGCCAAUGAAUAUUCUGAAGUGCACCAGCAUACUGGAGAACUGAAAUAUCAGACAUCAUCCAAAGCAGCCUACAUCUCAUCAGCAGCUGAUAACAUUAAACAUCAGAAGGCCACAAUCCUGGCAGGAACAGCAAAUGUUAAACCAGCACGUAGGACGUCCUCAGAGGCUGCUUCUCCAGUAGAAAGUGUUUCCACACCCAGAGCUGCCUCGCAUUUUGUGAGAAGAAAAAAGUCAGAACCUGACGAUGAGUUGCUAUUUGAUUUUCUCAACAGUUCAGAGAAAGAGCCUAAUGGAAGGAUGGACUCUAAAAAAGAGAAGAGCAAGGCACCUGUUCUUCAAAAUCACUCUCGGACUUCAAGCAUUAGUUCUGUAUCUACCAGUACACAGAGUGCAAAAACUAAUGAAGAUAAUUCCAUCAGGAGCCAAGGCAAUGAAACUCCAGACAGUUCAGACUCUGGACUGGGAGCACAAGGGAACGGCGUGAAGGAUUCUUCACCAAGUGCAGUAACUAAUCCUGGCCUUUCCUCUAAUGAUGAUUUGAAAUCACAUGAGCUCUCCAAUCUGCGCCUGGAGAACCAGCUGCUGCGAAAUGAAGUGCAAUCUUUAAAUCAGGAAAUGGCUUCGUUAAUACAGAGGUCCAAAGAAACACAAGAAGAACUGAACAAAUCCCGUGAAAAGGUCGAGAAGUGGAAUGUUGAUCAUUCAAAGAGCGACAGGAUGGUUAGAGAACUUCAGGCUCGAGUUGAUGAUCUGACAGAAGCUGUUGGUGCCAAAGAUUCACAACUAGCUGUGCUAAAAGUACGGUUGCAAGAAGCUGAUCAGCUCUUAAGUACUCGGACAGAAGCUUUGGAAGCACUGCAGAGUGAAAAAUCACGGAUCAUCCAAGACCACAGUGAAGGUAGCAGUUUACAAAAUCAAGCCCUUCAAACUCUUCAGGAGAGGCUGCGUGAUGCAGACUCCGCGCUCAAGCGAGAACAAGAAAGUUACAAACAAAUGCAGAAUGAGUUUGCUGCUCGUCUAAGUAAAGUGGAAGCAGAACGUCAGAACUUGGCAGAAGGGAUAACUGUAGCAGAGAGAAAGUUUUUAGAUGAAAAGAGACGAGCUGAUGAGCUUCAGCAGCAAGUCAAAGUAACUAAAAGCCAACUAGAAUCUGCAAAACAGGAACUGACAGACUAUAAACAGAAAGCUACUCGCAUUCUCCAAUCUAAAGAAAAGUUGAUAAACAGCUUAAAAGAAGGCUCUGGUAUUGAAGGCCUGGACAGCACUACAGCAAGCACAAUGGAACUGGAAGAACUGAGACAUGAGCGAGACACUCAGAGAGAAGAAAUACAAAAGCUACUGGGGCAAAUACAACAGAUGAGAACAGAGCUGCAGGAUAUGGAGACGCAGCAGGUAAGUGAAGCUGAGUCAGUGAGAGAGCAGCUUCAAGACCUACAAGAGCAGAUAUCAGCACAUAAAAUGGCCAAGCAAGAGGCAGAAGCUGAACUAGAACGGCAAAAACAGGAACUCCAUUAUACCGAAGAAGAACUGUAUCGAACAAAGAAUACUUUGCAAAGCAGGAUAAAAGACAGAGAGGAAGAAAUUCAGAAGCUCAGAAAUCAGCUCACAAACAAGACUCUAAGCAGUAGUAGUCAGACAGAAUUAGAAAAUCGGCUUCAUCAGCUGACAGAAACACUAAUUCAGAAGCAAACCAUGUUAGAGAGCCUGAGCACAGAGAAAAACUCACUUGUGUAUCAACUGGAACGGCUUGAGCAACAGCUGAAGGCUAUCCAAGGCACUAGUGCUAAUGGACCUUCCAUUAAUAUGGCAGGCAUUGAUGGUGCUGAAGGUGCUCGUAUGCGUAAUGUUCCUGUCCUGUUCAGUGACGUGGACACCAGCGUGGCAGGAAUGUAUGGGAGAGUCCGCAAAGCUGCGAGUAGCAUAGACCAGUUCAGCAUUCGGCUGGGAAUCUUCCUAAGGCGGUACCCCAUAGCAAGAGUCUUUGUAAUCAUUUACAUGGCAUUGCUUCAUCUCUGGGUUAUGAUUGUUCUCCUUACCUACACCCCAGAAAUGCAUCAUGACAGUCCCAGUGGCAGGUAGACUGAGACAGGACCAUAUGCUGUGUUAAUGUGAUUUGGACUGGCAAUGUCUUUAGAAUAAUCAGUCCUGAAAUAUCAGCAAACCCUUUCUUGUGGGGUUUAGGAAGGAAGAAAACCAUCAUGCCUGAUUUAUCUCUACUUUUCAAAUACAUAUAUAAUACUAUGUAGCUUUUUCAGCUUACCUAAAAGAGCAUAACUUUCCUGGAGAAAUAAAGCUGUUAAGUUAA